Molecule: messenger RNA, 3425 nt
Organism: Fimicolochytrium jonesii
Lineage: Eukaryota; Fungi; Chytridiomycota; Chytridiomycetes; Spizellomycetales; Powellomycetaceae
Exons: 3
Coding region: 190-3300 (1036 amino acids)
Source: RefSeq, a predicted model, not a curated record
CGUCUUCAUUUUCAUGAAUAAUUCUCGGUCCGUUGAAGGACAAACUGCAAAUUGCGGACAGACAGGCAGACAGCCAAAUAUAACCCAUCCUCCAUCGAACCUACUAUCGGCAGUCCGCCAAAGCUCUCUCCUACUUCUCAGGAUAUUACUCCUUCUUUACAUAUCAGCUGGACACCAAAAACAAAGUGAAUGUCCCGCGGUCUGCCUGUCCAGCAACGGACGAUCAGGCGCCGUCCGAAGCAAGGGUCGCAGUCAGAUAGCGUUUCCAACGAGAGCCCACUACUACGACACAAACAGCUUUCUCAAGGAGCAUCACGUGGGUCUACUCCGGAGUAUGCGAAGCAACCAGCUCAGAGCGCCCCAAGCGAUGCGACACACCCCGACAGAUUCGUCUACAUCGAGACACUACGAUGCUGUCUGAUGCCGGUGCUUGACGCCGGUGUGGAUAAGGGUGCUGCGAAAUCGCCGAACACUGCGGGCAGUCCUGGGACCGGAAGCGGAGCCGUAGAAAGCGGGUCGAAGCCUUCGAGCCAUUUCAAUGCGGUACUUCUAGCCACCGGAUAUCUCCCGGCCAACGCUGUGACCCAAGCCGGAAGCGUCGAGAAGGGAGACACCAUCCAAUUGGGAGCAGCAACCCUCAAGACAUUCCGAAAACUUCUGCAAGCUCGGGUUGAAAUCUUUCUGUCGGCUAUGAAAGAUCCUCGCACACGGACGUUUGCAAAAGCGGGGAGUCGGAUGUUGAGGGAGCGAAUGCACGAUUCGAGCAAUCUUGCCCUUUUCGCAGAUGUGAGGGAUCUGAUUCUGGUCUUGGGGGCCUACAUCCACAAGGAACUGGAUGCGGGCCUGUCGCCUGAGGAUCACGACAAUUAUCUCUUGCUAACGUCCGAGUUGUUUCUGGCCGUGUUGCGGGAAGCUAUUCAGAAAGCUGAACCUCGGUCGACCGUUAUGAAUUGUCCGAUACUGAAAGAUCAGGCGCAGCUUCGGGUGGUGCUCAAGUCGUUCAUUAAACAUACGCCCAUCAGCGGAAACAGCUUGGAAUCGAAUCUCGCAGACUGGGCUCGUGUGGUGUUUGAAGUCACGAAGGAUGAGCAUCAGCGAGUCAUUGCUGACGUCCGACGAACAUGCAACGAAAGAUCCACCUUUGCCAGUCUCAAAGCUCACCUGGACUCAAUCAUAAAGAACGAGUGUCCGGGUUCGCGACCUUCAGAUUUCCAGUACAGGGAAGCAUACGAGGCGUGGAAGCACAGAGAGACACAAUUGCUACAAGUGAUUUUGCAGACGUUCAUGCAAAGAUUCCCGAACGCUGCCAAGCUCUCCACCGCCGGCGGAUCGAGGGUAGGUGGCGGCGUAGAUCCGGCGAAUCCACGGCUGUGCUACAGUGUAUUGCUGGAAACCUGUCUCAGGCAUGACAUGCAGAAUACGGCGCGGGACGAUGGGUCCAUUGGCCUAUCCAAAUCAUCCAUCGCGCUGCUGUCGGAAUGCGCCUUCCGGUGGCGCUUGUCGAAGGAAUACCGCGAUGUCGCUUUGUUCGACCUGAUGCUGUCGUUUUACCGUACUGGACAAAUUAUCGAAGAUGAUCUGUUUCCCAAAUUCAAGCAAAUAUCGAAAGCCGCCAACAACGUACGGGCCUGGAGAGUGGAAGACAAAAUGUACUACAUCUCGAUCCUGAGUAGACUGAGUGACGGGUUGCAUGAGAAGUUACGCAACUUUGCAAGUAUGCUGGGGUGGAAGGAAAAGACCCCGGAAAGCUGCAACAGCACUAUGCAGCUGAUUGCUCUUAUUCUGUCAACGCUGCGCGAGGAUAAAGCUUGGUUGAGCGAGCAUCCUGAAUGGGGUACACCUGGAAGGUUGGAGGAGUUGGUCAGAGAGGAGCUUCUCGAAGCUAUAAAUGCCCGAUACCGCGCAUGCAGUGAACGGGUCGCCAGCUUACCGCGCGAGAUCAUUCGGCUCACCAUAUCAGUGAAAGCCGUCAACAGCGACAUCACCAACUACCGCUUAUACUUCCGCGACCCCAUCUUCGAACUCAACAUCGUCUUGAUCGCUGCAGAAACAUGUUUGAAGUAUUUCCUGCUCGAAAUGGAGAAUAUGCGAUUCUCCCUGAAGGAUGACUUUGCCAUCGGGGAGAUGCUAGAUCUGUACCAGGCCGUGAAACUCCUGAAAGACGUGUCCGAGGAAUCCGAGUUACCUCUCGUGCGAAACUUCGAUGUAGAAUCGUGGUUCGCUCCGUUCAUCAGUCAAUGGCUGGCGCUGACGGACCAGAAGUGGCUGGAAUGGGCGAAGUCUGCAGUGGAUAUGGAAAAGUACGAGCCGUACAUGCCGCCGCUGUCGAUGCACUCGACGUCUGUGAUGGAUCUGUUUACGUGUUUCUAUGGGGGAUUGGACUUCAUCGACAAGCUCGACUGGAAAGAGUCCACGAAAAAGGAUCGCCUGGUCAAAGAUUUCGUGAAGAUGAUGAGCAAAUCGUUACAGGAGUACGCACUGAUGAUGUGGACCGAUUUCCACAAGAUCGACAAUGAAAACUCCGAUAAACCGUUUCAGUUCACACCGCAGUCGUGCAUAAAGCUCAACAACGUCGUGGCCGCGUUGUGCAAGCUCGAUGACAUUCUGGCGCGGCUGCCCUCAGGGGACAACCCUCGAUCGGUAUAUAUCUCAUCCCCUCCAGUCGGUCGACGACGGAACAUAAAUCGGAAAAACAUCAGCCGGACCGCUGAAAGGUUCGAACCGGAUGGGGACAAAUCGGUUUUCUCCGUAACCAUCAGCCGCGCCUCCAACCUGCCCGCGUGCGACUGGCCAGCAGCCACAUCCGAUCCAUAUGCCGUACUAGAGCACGCAGGCACCGAACUGCAUCGGACGCGUGUGAUUCCCAAAACGCUCAACCCCGCCUGGAACCAGACCUUCGAGCUCUUCGUUCCCAACUCGCUGCGUGACAAUGAGUCCUUUUUGGAUAUCACCGUCUACGAUCAUGAUGUUAUUGGGAAAGAUGAUGUUUGCACGGAGCCGGUCAGCAUCUUCCUGCGUGAUUCGAAGUUUGAGGACUUUUUGAGUCACGACUUGGAACUGCAGUUGAAGCCGCAUGGGACUUUAAACGUGAGGGUGUUGCGGCAUGGUGAGAUUGAUGAUAUUGAGUGGUGGGUGCGGAAGGCUGAGGAAGGUGUUAAGUAUGUGCUGGAAGAUAUUAUCCGUGUUUGCGCUGAACAGGGUAGCCAGGUCGACGUUUGGCACCAUUCUGUCUUCCAAUACCACGAGCACCGUAAAAUCUCUCUUCGGAAUACCCCUAUAUCUAUCUUCCAGCGGAAAUAAAGCCUCCGCAGGCGCCUCUGACGCUAUUCCCACGGUGCCCGCUGUUCUCAAGUCUCUUCAACCUUUCCUCGAGUAUUUGGAUGACACCUGCGGUCUUUUCAACGAGACGGUCGACCGACACUUGA